AUGUCCUCCUUCUGGAAGAAACCCAGCUUGAGGGUGCGUGACGGCGACAGGACUCGCGCUGUCGAAUUGACCCUGCGAGAGUCGCUGUACCCGAUUUGUCUCGUAACCAGCCUCUUCUUCCUGUGGGGCUUCUCUUACGGUCUGCUCGAUACUCUGAACAAACAUUUCCAGGAGACACUGAAUAUCUCCCAGGCACGGUCCUCGGGUCUUCAGGCUGCCUACUUUGGGGCCUAUCCCCUCGCACCGCUUGGGCACCCGGCAUGGAUUCUUCGCCACUAUGGUUAUCGAGCUGUCUAUAUCUGGGGACUCUUCCUGUACGGUCAUUCUCAUACCCGAGGCAAGCACGGGUGA
Messenger RNA from Aspergillus oryzae RIB40, 351 nucleotides. RefSeq names its product MFS transporter. The transcript has 2 exons. Bases 1 to 351 code for a protein of 116 amino acids. NCBI's taxonomy places the organism in Eukaryota, Fungi, Ascomycota, Eurotiomycetes, Eurotiales, Aspergillaceae. The record is from RefSeq and is a predicted model, not a curated record.